CUUCAAUAAUUAACAAUUGAUACAUAUUAAGUAAAUAAAAUUUAAUAGCUAAAGCUUUCAAAAAAUUUAAAUUAUUAGCCAAACCAUUAAAAAUACUAAAUAUUAUCCAAAUAUUUUGUAUCACAUCAAAAUAUUAACCAUUUGUCUGUUAUCAGUAAUAAUUUGUAACUCUUUUUCUAAUAAAAAUAAUAAAUUAGAAUAUAGACCGUCAUGUGUCUCUUCCAAAUCAUGAUCAUGUUGUUGAGUCAAAAUUACUAACAAAAAUGCUAACGGAGAGUUAACGUCUGGCUAAUACUUUGCAUUUUGAAAAGUUUGGUUGAUAAUUUGAAAAGCUUGAAAGAUUUGGCAAAUAAAAUGUAUUUACUUUAUUAUCUAAGAUACUAAAUUUGAGUCUCUGUACAGACAAAUUUUAACAUAAUAUGGUUAGCUGAGACUUCAUGAACAUUCACAUGAAAAUGAGGCAAUGUUAGAGAAUUUGAUCAUCAUAAGGGGCACGGUGUAUGUCAAGUUUCACUUGAGAUAAACACAAUUUAUCCAAUAAUGAAGUAUAUUUAUCUAAUAAUCUGAACUUUUGAUAAUUGGUUAAGAGUUUUGUCCUAUCUCGAGAAUCAUGAAUUGUUAUAUGUUUUAUAAGAUAAUAAAUUUGAGCACUUUGGUUGUCAAAUCUUUGUAUACUAUUCUAAAUGGGACAUGAUAAACCUUCACAAUAUGAUUUAUGAUUAGAGAAUCAAAGCAUCAUAGGUGAGCAUGCUAAGUUGAGAAUUUUUAAUAUAGACAUAUCACAUACUCACUUAUGAAGUGUAAGCAUACAAAUUAGAAGGUUAAUUUUUUUUGAACAUAUAGAUAAAUUAAUUAAUAUCAAUAAUAAAAUAAAAUUAUUUGGCCAACGAGCCGGGUAAAAAACUAGUUCCAAAGAUUGGGUUACACGAAGAGGAAAACUGGAAAAGAGGCGCUUUUGCAAACCAAAGGAAAAAAUGAGGUCGAAUGACCUCCAACUGGGGAACCUUGUUGCAGGUCUACCCGAGGGUGUGUGGCACCCGUUUUUAUCACCUGGUCCGGGUCAAACUGUGAAGCUGCGGGUUGAUAACCGUGAUUGCAUUGGAGUUUUUUUUUUCAAUAGCUCCAUUGCAUUUCAACAACGCAACGUGAUACAAAAAUAAUCCAUCCGAACACAAUAGGGAUCGUCUACAAAACUGUAGCUCUUAACCAACUACAGAAAUCAAAACCUUUGUAACCCAACGGGUAUAAAUGAAGGGUCUUCCUGGUCACUCAAUGAGCCAACCCAUUCGCCUAACAACGAACAAAUCUCACUCUAUAACCUGGCACUGUUGCCAAAAGUGAUCUAAUCUCUGUCAACACUACUCCGCGUCUCCGGCCAUCACAUCCCUAACUUCACACGCACGUACGUUAUCGAUUAUAUUUUAGCAUCCUCACAAUGUCCACCUCUUUAAGCCCCAUCCCUAGGCACUGAUGAUGCAAUUCAUGCAAGUGAUAAAAGUCCUAGAAUGUUCUAGAGUUAUAUUCUACAAAGUCUUCUAAUGCAUAACUACUCACACCAUACCAUCCAUGCUCGAUCAAUAUAGUAAAGACUUUUAGAGUAUUUUAUAGCAAAGCAAAUAAUAAACAUGAAAGUAAAGUAUGCAAUGAAAAGUAAAAGAUGUUUAGGGGUUUUUCAAGUUAUAUAGAUGCAUAAAAGUAAAGAUACGUAUUGAAUAGAAAAUCAUAUUUGAGUUCUAUCUUAAGAUAGCAAGCAUCAAUGACUUAUCUAUAUCAUCACUCCAUCCCUUACACUAAGGUCGUCCUAUUCGAGUUUUCGCCACAUGCAAUAUGAACUUGACUAGUAGACUAUUAGACUUGAGUUAAAUCCAUGAAGCUUUAGAAUUGAAUACCAAAUUCAUGAACAAAAUGCAACAAGCAAUAUACGUUUUAAAAGGCGGAUAAUGCCUAUUACACUACUGUUGUGGUUGUGGACUUCUUGUAUUAUACAAAAGGCCCAGCGUUUGAGCGAAGCCCAGCUUCUUAAGAAUCAAUCAAUUGCACGUAGGGAGCCGGGCCACUUCUGGGCUGCUUCUUCAUCAAUUGCACGCAGGAGGGUACGGCCCAACUGCAUGCUAUUUUACAGGCCAGGCCUGUCUUCUUGGUAUAUACGGGCCAGGCCCAUCUUCCUGAAGACUUCCGCUCCAGUCAUUCAGUUGGUUUCCUCUCUCGAGCUUCAAUUUUACUAAAUAACUUGAGAAAUCGUCUGCGAGAGGUUUAUGAACACGAUCGAUAACUGAAACCCCUUCUUCUCCGCCUGCAUUCCUCCCACUCCCUCAUUUCCCCAAGUAUUCCGCUUCCCGAUUGUGGCGUGUGCACUAUCAUGGAGGACGAGCCCAGCAUCCUCGAAUCCUUACUCGACGAUGGAGAAGAAGACGUCGAGAUGGUCGACGUCGAAGAGGGCCAACUCUACGAACUAACUACGGAUACUACCGCCCAGGCCUCCGGCGAGGCUAAAAACAAUGGCGGAGGAGAAGGGGAGUCUCCAGACACCGCUAUGAAUCCGAGUAAAAAGAAGAGGAAGAAGAAUAGGAAGAACAAGAAGAAGAAGAAGCAGCCCAGCAGUGGCCCGGCUCCUCCAGUGGAAAUAAAUAGGUUCGUGAUAGAUGCUUGUAGGCGUCUGAAAGAGAAGAAAUCAUACUUGGUCUACUCCGCUGUGGGAACUCUUGGAGUUGAAGCCGUGAGUGAUCUGGUUAGAGAGGUGGAUGCUAUUCAGUCGUGUGGGGGACAGAUGACUGCAGAUGGCAAACGUUCUAGAACAGGUGGUGGGAUAUUAUGGAACAUCUUAAAGUCAAGAGAACCUGCAGCAUACAGAGAAAUAAUGAAGCAAGCAAAGGAGUUUGAGAAGCAAUUAUUUAAGCGACAGAAGAUGAUUAUGCGAUCAGCUAAUGCAGAAAAUGUAGGUCUGUCUAAUGAAACUCCAUUUGCAAUCAGCGAGAAUGAUACUACAACAACGUUUGGCGACCUUGUACCUGAAAGCCAACUUGUAAAGGACAAUGGUGAGAUGAAGCGCGGUUCUGUUCAUGAUAGGAUUAGAGUACCUGUUUCAUAUGAGGAUUUGAUUCAGGAUGAACCAAAGGAGAGUUGUUCAUAGCUUUUAUAGCGUGGAUGGUGCAAGUACUUGUUAAAAAGAACAGCUUUAUAUUUUUGGGGGGGCUAUUCAUGCUUUCUGAUAGAUGUCUUUUGAACUCGUCAUACUGCAAUGGAAUGCAAUCGCUGUGGGAGUUCUGGUAGGUCUCUCUUCUGUACCCUGUUUCAUGUGAUGAUCUGCCUUUUAGUUUUACACAAAGUCCCAAGUGAGAUAAACUCCAUUCAGUAUGGAUACUUGGCAAAUUUAAUCUAAUGAAGAAACAAGGUAUAGAUCGAUAUGGUGAAUUUCGAAUGCCAGUCGAAAUGCAAAUGAAAAUAUGGACAAGCACAGGGUUCAGGAUAUUGUGAGGUUUUACGGCGCUACAUUCACCAUUGGAUUAAUACCGUGCCACACAAGGAUUUAAAAGAAGCCUGGACUCGGAUGCAAGACUUGGGAUCUGAAGCCUAAGACAAGGGAAGACCCGUCUUCGGAAAAAAUUCCAAAAUACUCUAAUUAUUAAAAAAAAAUUCCCAAA
Linum trigynum is the source of this 3641-nucleotide messenger RNA. The record is from the annotation of a GenBank genome assembly. Lineage: Eukaryota; Viridiplantae; Streptophyta; Magnoliopsida; Malpighiales; Linaceae.